UUACAGGAAUUAAAAAAAACAACAACAGAAGGUUCAGGUACAGGUGAAGCGUGAAGACGAGACAACAAAAUUCGUCUGAAGUUGUCGAGUGGCGGAGAUGGUUUGCGGAGGAUUUGUUUGCACUAAAAACUCCCUUUGCGCACUCAAUAUACUUUACGUGUUGGUGAGCCUGCUGCUGGUGGGCGUAGCGGCGUGGGGCAAAUGGUUCGGCCUGGUGUCCAGCAUCCGGGUGGUGGCGGGUGUCAUCUGCGUGGGCAUCUUUCUGCUGCUGGUGGCCUUUGUGGGGCUGUGCGGCGCCUUGCACCACCACCAGGUGCUGCUCUUCUUCUACAUGAUCAUCCUGUUCCUGGUGUUCAUGGUGCAACUGUCCGUGUCGUGUGCCUGUCUGGCCCUCAAUGAAGACCAGCGGAAUCAUCUCCUGGAGGUGGGCUGGAACAAGUCCAAAUCGAUGCAGACGGACGUGGAGAAGACGCUGGACUGUUGUGGCUUCUCCCACGUGGACUACAACCGAUCCUGCGCCGCCAGCUGUUUUAACAAGAAGCCGCCAUUGUCGUGUGCCACAUGUGCCGAAAUAAUCGAGAAGUAUGCUGGGGAAGUGCUGCGCUUUGUGGGUGGUAUCGGACUAUUCUUCAGCUUUACCGAGAUUCUUGGUGUUUGGCUGGCCCGUCACUACAGAAACAUGAAAGACCCCCGAUCCAAUCCUGGAGCCUUUCUAUGAUUUAUUUAUUUUUUUCUAAAGAGAACAACACAUCGCACUGCUCUAAUCAUAUUUUUUUCCUGCCUGUGUAAUAGAGAUUUGCUUAAAAGAUGCUACAGUCUAAAUGGCUAUUAAAUGCUAAUCAAUCUGAUUUGAAAGCAUGUAUAAUAUUUUUUUUCACACGUUUAUGAGCUCAUCAAUACUCAGAAACGCCGGAAACAGUGGCCUAGCCUUGAAAUGCCCCAAAUGUUGGAUUUUUGGGGUGACUACGCCUUUAAGACCAACAGGAAAUAUUUUUACACUGUUAAAUAUUUUAAUAAGUUGGUUGUUGCUUCAAUGCUCCAAACCACCACAAAAAAAGCUGCUUAGCCUAGCUUUGCAUGUAGGCUUCAAUGUAAAUAAAAUCCGCCCAUGCAUUUUUUUUCCUUCAGGUGACUAAGCAAACAACACAGUGUUGACGAGUUAGCUUUAAGGCUGCUACAUUGAUAGUUUCUCGCUAAAGCAAGACAAGCUGCUACCUCCUGUUAGCAGUCUAAGCUAAAGGUGUCAAUUGCCCUUUGAAAUCAGUUUCAAAGAUGCUGUGCCACAUUGUUUUAAAGUGCACAUCUUAAAUGGCUAACAACAACAACACUGCCACUCCCUUAGUAUCAUACGCUGUGGCAGAAAAUUCAUUGUAAAUGUCUAGUGACUAUGCUAGCUGGUUAGCAUGCUGACAAAUUACAUACAAGAUGGCUUCAAUUUGUUUUUAGUUUGGUUUUCAAUAUUUUGUGGAUUAGAAUAAAGAUAACAUGUUUGAAUCUAUAUUUCGUUUUUGUUCUUCCAAACGACUUCAGCAAUAAACUUGCCUUGCCUCGCA
Messenger RNA from Phycodurus eques (leafy seadragon), 1553 nucleotides. Its product is annotated as tetraspanin-13-like. The transcript has 6 exons. Gene Ontology annotation, cellular component: membrane. The record is from RefSeq and is a predicted model, not a curated record. The coding region runs from base 98 to 718 and encodes 206 amino acids. Lineage: Eukaryota; Metazoa; Chordata; Actinopteri; Syngnathiformes; Syngnathidae.